Molecule: messenger RNA, 840 nt
Organism: Peronospora matthiolae
Lineage: Eukaryota; Oomycota; Peronosporomycetes; Peronosporales; Peronosporaceae
Source: the annotation of a GenBank genome assembly
AUGGAAUCAAGCGACUCCGGCAAGUGGAAAGAAGCGUGUGACUCGGAGUUUGACUCGCUUCAGAGAAACGACACGUGGGAAAUCGUGCCUCUUCCGAAAGGUCGCAAGGCCAUCGGGUGCCGAUGGGUUUUUCGUGUAAAGGAGAAUCAAGAUGGCGAAGUUGAACGUUUCAAGGCAAGACUUGUGGCCAAAGGAUUCUCACAGAAAUUCGGAGUUGACUAUGAAGAAACUUUCGCACCGGUGGCCAAGUUCACAUCGAUUCGUGUGGUGCUCAGUAUGGCGGCCAAGUACGGCCUAAUGCUACAUCAGAUGGACGUCAAGACAGCGUUUCUUAACGGCUCCCUCAACGAAGACAUCUACAUGGACCAGCCGGACGGAUACCUGGAUGCAGCACAGCCGGACUAUGUGUGCAAGCUAAAGAGAUCACUCUACGGCUUGAAGCAAUCGCCUCGCAUGUGGAACCAAACAAUCGAUGGGUUCAUGAUCAAGAUGGGAUUCAAGAAGUGCGAAUCGGACCACUGCAUCUACAUCAAGCGAGACGACCAAGACAUGAUUCUCGUGGUGCUCUACGUCGAUGAUCUCAUCCUGGCCAGCAGCAACAACGAACUCUUCAAGUCGACCAAGAUGGCGCUGAGCAAACGCUUCGAAAUGACGGAUAUCGGUGAGCUCGAUUACUUUCUCGGCAUGGAGAUCAAGAACGACCGUAAGACGGGAAUGGUGACUGUGCAACAAACCAAGUUUCUCAAGUCGAUUUUGAUCAAGUUUGAUAUGCAUGACAGCAAGCCUGUGAAGACACCCCAAGAUCCUGGACUCAAGCUGGUCAAGAACAUGUGUGAAUAA